Messenger RNA from Hypanus sabinus (Atlantic stingray), 870 nucleotides. Its product is annotated as SLAM family member 8-like. Lineage: Eukaryota; Metazoa; Chordata; Chondrichthyes; Myliobatiformes; Dasyatidae. The coding region runs from base 37 to 867 and encodes 276 amino acids. The transcript has 4 exons. The record is from RefSeq and is a predicted model, not a curated record.
GCAACGCAUCAGCGUCUAUACUGUUCCGUGAGAACAAUGAACACCAGGCAUCUGCUAAUCUCCUGCUGGCUAACUCUCUGCACCUCACUCCCUGGGACUGCGGUUCCCCCCACCAAUGUGACCGGAACUCAGGGACACUCGGUCUCCUUACAUCCUGGGAUCCCAGUCGGACCGGACAUUCCUGAGGUUGAGUGGAGUCGGGUAUGGCCCAGAAACAGGAUUGUGAAGUACUCGAAUGGAAACAUUAACUAUUAUGGUAAUGGGCUGUACAAGAACAGGAUAACCUUUCAUCCUGGGAACGUCAGUCUGGAAAUCCGUGACCUACGGAGAGAGGACUCUGGUGAAUAUGAUGUGAUUUAUACAGCUACAAGUUCAGGAGAUGAAUAUAAAACAAAAGUGCGACUGGAGGUGUACGAGCCCGUGUCAGGAGCAAACAUAACGGUUCAGAACAUCACCAGGACCUGUAACCUCACCCUGACCUGCUCCGUGACCUCUGGCAACCCCACCAGCUUCAGUUGGUGGAGAAGGGGAGAUGUUACAGGAGACAACAGCAGCCAUCACUUCUGGAGACACGGAGAGACGAUACAGAUUCAUUGCACAGCAGAAAUCGGGGAUGUGGUGUACAGGUGUGAGGCCAGCAACCCCAUCAGUGAGGACACUGCACAGGUCCGGCUGGAGAACGUCUGUAAUCUGGACAUAUGUACCCCUAAAACAACAGCGGUGUCAGAUGCAGUGACCCUGGUGAUUGGACUGUCAGUGGCGGGGACCCUCCUGAUCUCUGCUCUCACUGCAAUCUUCACAGUCACAUGGAGGAGAAGACCUGAGGGAACAGAAGUAACUUCAGAGACUGAAAGCAAGUGGAUGUGAUAU